This is a messenger RNA of Torulaspora delbrueckii, 2556 nucleotides long. RefSeq names its product transcription regulator GCR1 (gene GCR1). The record is from RefSeq and is a predicted model, not a curated record. Bases 1 to 2556 code for a protein of 851 amino acids. The transcript has a single exon. Gene Ontology annotation, biological process: positive regulation of ribosomal protein gene transcription by RNA polymerase II. NCBI's taxonomy places the organism in Eukaryota, Fungi, Ascomycota, Saccharomycetes, Saccharomycetales, Saccharomycetaceae. Gene Ontology annotation, molecular function: DNA-binding transcription factor activity, RNA polymerase II-specific; RNA polymerase II cis-regulatory region sequence-specific DNA binding.
AUGAUUAAUUUGAGUCUCCCGAACCAAGGGGCCAAUUUGGCGACCUUGACAGCUCCAUCGAAUCCACCAACAUCUUCUUAUUUUUCAUCCCAUCCUAACAAUAUCAAUAAUAAUAUUUCUAACCAGUUACAUUUUUUUUUGACCAAACAGGAUCAGCAAGCUCGUAUCAGUAACACCAAUAUCAGCUCUAAUUUCCACCUUAUAUCCCAGUAUAUCCUGCAGAUUUAUUACAAAGUUGACUUCAGUGGAUUAUCGUCUUUGAAAAUUGUGGAUUUAAUUGUGGACCAGACAUAUCCGGAUUCGAUUACGCUGAGAAAAUUAAAUGAAAAUACAUCCAUAAAGCCUUAUGAGUAUUUCAAUACAAUUUCUAGAGAUGAGGAUAUUUCGAGAUGUCCCAUUUUCGCAUUGGCGAUCUAUUUUGUGAUACGAUGGAGUCAUCCAAACCCGCCAAUUACAAUUGAGAAUUUUGACAAUAUUCCAUUACUGGAUCCCAAUUUUAUAUCCAUAAACAACACUGGUGCAAAUGGUGUGAAUAGCGCUGCGAACUCAUUGAUGAAUACCCAAAAAGUUUCCAGGUCGCAGCUUUUCAAUCCUUCGCAGGAGUUAAUCAAUUUGAUUUUCCCGUGGCUAUCGCCUUUGAAGCAGGAUAUGCUGUUUAUCGACAGGACGAACUAUAAAUUAAAUUCCUUCGUCGAACUAUUUGAGUUUUUCGCGAUCACCAUAAUUCAGGAUCUCAGAUACCUCCACACCCAUCCCAAUUUACUACCGAACAUAGUCUCGUUUGUGGCGAAAUUCAUACCAGAUCUAUUCAAAAAUGAACAUUUCAAGGCACGGAUGGUAGGAGAAAAUAUCUACGGAAAUAAUGACAGUGAGACUAAUAAUGUAUUGAACAAUAAUGAUACACGAUUUUUAGAGUUGUCCAGGAGAUUGACAACUGAAAAUAUUCGACUGAGUCAGCAAAUCACAAAUCUUAAGUCGGAAUUGAGUUCCGUUCAGUCUAUGUGUGACCAAAUUUUACAAUUACAAAGGCAGCUGCUGUCUGGUUCUUCGCAAUCUACUUCUGGGAGCGACGUAAACAAUAGUCAGGUCACUGAUAAAAAUGGAUUAAUAUUGUUAGACAAAAAUUCACUGAAUCUUUCAAUGCUCAGCAAUUUGGUCCAUACUAUCGAAGAAUCGCAAAAGCAACAACAACAACAACAACAACAACAGCAGCAGCAGCAGCAGCAGCAGCCGCAAAUUCAACUACAACAAUUGCAACUGCAACUACGACAGCAGCAACAACAAUUACAACAACAACAACAAUUACAGCAACAGCAGCAGCAACCACAACAGUUUCAGCAGGCUGAUACUCCAUUUACUGCUCCUACCAACAUGUUUCCAUCGUUGAGUAACCCUAUUCCGUCGAUGCUCACGUCUCAAGUCCCACAACAACUAACUAGUGCACAAUCACAGGAUUCAACCUUGAAGAGAAAGUUGCCUCUGCCAACUUCUGCACCCGCAAGUGGACUAGGCCCUUUUUCACCGUCGCCGGGACCAGCAACUGUAGGUCCAACGAAUCCAGAUUCGCCAUUCCCAAAGCGUUUUAGGUAUGACGAUAAACCAACUCCUUCGCAGACAGCUUUGGACUCUCUGCUUUCCAAAUCAAUUGGUAGUCCCAAGUAUUCGAAUUUGCAAAAUCAAGGAGCAAUUCCAAACAAUGCCGCAAGAUUAUCCUCACGCUUUGCUACUCCGCCCACUUUUCCUGUGCCAGAAUCACCUUCUGCAGCGGCUCAAACAAUACCCGCCAAUCCUGGUGCGUCUUUCACCACUCAAAAUGUCAUCGAGGAAGAUUUGUCGGGAUCGGCUUCAGCUAAUCCAGCGAAAGAUGGGCCAGAAAAUAUGGAAGGCGAUUCGACUUCUGAAGGAAGUCAGGCAACAGCUGCGGCUGCAGAAUCACCAACAUCGGUGUCUGGCCUGAUUGAUAGUGCCAAUCAGACUGGAAACAAGGACGACCAAGGUUCGUUGUCCAAUGAUGAUAAAUCUUCUUCACCAAGGUCUGAAAGGGACUCUAACUCGAAGAAGAACCCCCAAAAUGGUGAGAAAAUUGGGCCCAAUAAACACAUUAAGUAUAAGCUGUCAAGGGAUAAUAAGACAGUAUGGGAUCUUUACACAGAAUGGUACAUUGGUUUGAAUGGCAAACCAUCUAUAAAAAAUUUGAUAGAUGACUACGGUUGGAGACGCUGGAAGGUGAGUGAAGAUUCCCAUUUUUUUCCGACUAGAAGAAUUAUCAUGGAUUACAUCGAAAACGAAUGUGACAGAGGCAUUAAGCUUGGGAGAUUCACCAAUCCAGAUCAGCCAAGAGAAGAAAUUAGAAAAGUCUUAGUUGGAGACCUUGAAAAGUUCAGAAUCAAUAGUGGACUGACUCUCAAUUCGAUUUCUGUUUAUUUCAAGAAUUUGACCAAGGAGAACAAGGAAAUUUGCAUCUUUAGUGAUUUCGACAAUUGGACUGUCAGGUCCAUGACAGAGGAAGAAAAGGUGAAGUAUUGUAAACGGCAACAUAUGAAAGAAAAUGGUUAG